CCUCAAGUUGUCCAGCUGUGUCGGACGUUCACUUAUAUAAUAAGCCAUGGGGUGGUGCCUCGCCCUGUUCGCGCUGGCGGUGCUCCAGCUGAGCUCCGGAGCCGGUGACUACCAGCUGCCCGCUGACGUCACGCCCUCGCACUAUGACGUCAAGUUGGCGUACGACCUCGACCCUGCCACUAACUACAGCUAUUUCGGCGUAGUUGAUAUAAUGCUGGUGGCUAAUAAGCCAACAUCGAAAAUAGUUCUUCACGCGCAAGACUAUUCCAUCGUCAACGAGAAGAUCGCGUUGAAGGGCCAGAAUCACCAGUACCGAGUGAUGGGGGUCCACCUCAACGACACCUACAACUUUCUUACCCUCGACCUGGACAGGCCGUUAAAGGAAGACAGUAUCUACAAGCUCACGGUGCCGUUCUACGGGAACCUGCAGAUUGGCUUGGACGGCGUCUAUAUUAGCUCAUACGUGAACAAAAAAUCUAAGAAAACUGAGUACCUGAUAGCGACACAGUUCGAGGCAACAUCAGCUCGCAAGGGGUUCCCGUGCUUCGACGAGCCGAUCUACAAGUCCACCUUCUCCAUCAACAUUGGACACAACAAGCAGUUCACAGCCGUGUCCAACAUGCCUCUGGAAGCUUCGUCUAAUGAGAAUUCUCUAGAAGACUACUGGCCUUGGGAAGUGAUGCGAAAGUCGUUCAAGAAGGACAGCAGCGAUUUCGUAUGGGACCAGUUUGAAAAGUCUGUACCAAUGUCGACCUACUUGGUUGCGUUCGUGGUCUCAAGUUUCUCGUAUGUGGACAGUCCAAGAGAGUUGUCCAAAGCAAAGUUCAAGAUUUGGGCGAGAGAUGAUGCAAUUGACCAGACAGAAUACGCAGCGACAAUUGGCCCAAAAGUUUUGACUUACUUUGAAAAGUUCUUCGACGUUCCGUUCCCGCUGCCAAAACAAGACAUGUUCGCAAUUCCUGACUUCUCCGCCGGCGCUAUGGAGAACUGGGGUCUCAUCACGUACCGAGAGACAGCUCUGUUGUACGACAAGGAUCAGUCUUCGUUUGUGAAUAAGGAGAGAGUUGCCGAGGUGAUCGCUCACGAGUUAGCGCACCAGUGGUUCGGCAACCUGGUGACCAUGAAGUGGUGGUCGGACCUGUGGCUCAACGAGGGUUUCGCGACAUUCAUGGCGUCAGUGGGCACCGAUGAGGUGGAGCCCAGCUGGAGUGCGCGCCAGUCGCACGCCGUCUCCAACGCCAUGACUGUACUCACCCUGGACUCGCUUGAGUCUUCGCAUCCGGUAUCCGUGGCGAUCGACAACCCGAGCCGCAUAUCGGAGAUCUUCGACGCCAUCUCGUACCUGAAGGGCGCGGCUCUCAUCCGCAUGAUGACCAUGUUCCUCGGCGAGGAUGUGUUCCGGCAGGCACUGCACAACUACUUAAUAAAGUAUUCGUACAAGAACGCUGAACAAGACGAUCUGUGGGCGGAGCUGACGAGAGCCACGCAGCAACAUGGCGGCCUCACCAGAAACGUGACUGUCAAGCAGGUGAUGGACACGUGGACCAAGCAGACCGGGUACCCGAUACUCACCGUCUCCAGAGACUACGGGGAUCAAUCACUCACCAUCUCGCAGAAACGCUACUUGUCUCUGGGCACGGGCAGUACGCUGUCGUCGUGGUGGGUGCCGCUGAGUGUGCUGUGCCAGGGUGAGCCUGAGCCGCAGACGGUGCAGUGGCUGGCUGAUGAUGAGGGGGUGGACCAGGAGUACCGCUACGAGCACGGCGCCGCGCCCGAUCAGUGGCUCAUCUUCAACUACGACAUGAUUGCUCCGUACCGAGUGAACUAUGACGAACGCAACUGGAAGCUGCUGACAGCGGGUCUGCGGCGAGACAGCGGUACAGUCCCGGUACUGGCCAGGGUUCAGCUCCUGUCAGACGCUUUCGCCCUCGCCUGGACCAACAGACUGGACUACUCCACUGCUUUAGAAUUGGCGACGUACCUCCAGAACGAGUCAGAAUACCUUCCGCUAUCCACAGGAUUGGGCGCGUUAUCCAAGAUAGGACACGUUCUCAAACGUAGCCCACACUACGGGGCAUACCAGAAGUACGUGCGGAAGUUGAUCAGGAAAGCUUACGAGAAGGUUGGCGGUCUUGCCGUGAAGGAGAUCGUCAAUGGUGAUGACUUGAACAGCGUGAAGCUGCAGGUGUUGAUGAGCGAUGCAGCUUGUGCAGCAAAGUUGCCCGGUGCUGAGGAGAAUGCUAUUGAGCUGUUCCAGGAGUGGAUGAACGUCGACAAUCCGGACGAAUAUAACCCUAUCCCCCUGGACCUGCGCUCGACGGUGUACUGCGUGGGCGUGAGGCGUGGGUCGGUGCGAGAGUGGCGCUUCGCCCUGGAGCGCCGGCGCCGCGUCAACUCGGCCGCCGCGCGCGACCACCUGCUGCGAGCACUAGCCUGCUCGCGGGACGUCUGGAUACUGUCUCAAUACCUAGAGUGGGCCAUAACUGACGGGUCAGAGGUCAGGCGGCAGGACUCUGCGUCAGUUUUGGCAGCCAUCACCUCGUCGGAGGUCGGCUACUAUGUCGCCAAGGACUUCAUCUACACCCGCAUUAAAGAUAUUCAUAAAGCUCUCAACCAUGGGCGGCGUCUGGGUACGAUCAUAAAGAUACUUCUAGACCAGUUCACGACACAGAAAGACUUAGAUGAAUUCCUGAAGUGGUCGGAAGAGAACUCCAAGUACCUGGAGGAGGCUCGGCUGUCAGUGUCACAAGGCGUGGAGAAGGCGCGCGUCAACAUCGCGUGGCUCGAGCGGAACAAGGCGCUGGUCCUCACCAAGCUGCGGGAGUACGCUGCGUAAGAGCUCUGUCUACAGCGCACGUUACCACCGCGGCCAAACACACCCACAGUUCCACUUUGUAAAGUCAUUUCGGUGACAUAAAUUGUUGCAACAACCAGCAGAUUAACAGGGUACGCGAAUAACAUUUACUAUCCUAAGUAUAUCAGUUAGUCACAUUAUUUUAAUAUUUAGGUAUAUUGAAUGCAAACAAAAACAAACUAUAAAAAAUAAAAACAAAAUAUCUAUAUCAAGGCCAUUAUUAUCACAUCUAUUGCUUGCAACUUCAGUAUAUUGAAGCCCUUAAGAGUUCGUUCUCAUAUUUAAGAUACAACUUAUUUUCCAAGUGUUAAAGUUUUGAAACUCCAGUAACAUAAUAAACCUCGUAAAUUAAAUUAUUUCUAGUUUAUUAAUUUAAAAUUACCAGCGUCCUACACUUGUUUUAUUACUACACUAUUUGUUUGCACACUCAUAAAUUAUAAGUAGUAAGAAGUAAGCGCUAAAGACAACUUCUGUCACGUGACUUUCGUUUGCUUUGUGGUUUGUUUUUUUUUUCAUACACUCACAUCACUUCCGAAAUAAUUGUUAUUUAAAAUUGUAAAACAAAUGUAUUUCUGUGUCUAUUUUCUUCUAUAACGUAUCAAAAGAAACAAAAAUAAUAUAAUAAUUGUAUUAAAAUAUAACUUAUAAAGUGGAACUUUGGGUAACUAAUGGAAUGCUUGAGAAGCACUUGCAUUAAUCUAGGUGAGCACACACAGCAGCACAAAAACUUUAAUAAAAUUACAAUGUUUUGCCAUCGAGAGAACGUAGACAAUAAUAUUGUAUAAAUAUAGUUUGCUUUUAAUAACUGACAAUACUUCAAGCUCUGUUGAGUCUUAGCACUUGGCAGUCACAUUGUUCGUUGAUGCUCUCUGUAGUUAUUAAACAGUAGAACCUCUGUAAGUCGAACUAUAAAGGAGACGCGAGAUAAUUUUAAUUAUAGACUUUUCGUUUUAUGUAAAAUAUCGGCUUAGAUAAAUAUCAUUAGGAAUUAUUCGACUUGCAAAUAAAAUUCAAAUAAAAUUAGUAAUUAUAAGCACCCAAAAAUCAACAUGUGACCUGCAAACAAGCACAAUAUGUUACAAUCAGCCGUAACAUAUUUCAUCAUAUAUUGGUUAUAUAUAUCAUUUUAUUGGUACUCUAUAUAACUCGAGGUACAUAUCAAAUGAUCUAGUUGUGAUGGUUGCAAAAUUAAACUUCGUAAUUAGAGAUACAUACCAAAUUUCUCGAAUAGUAAAAAAUUCGAACUAAUUCAAGUUUUGGGGCUUGAAGGGAAGUUAGCGAGUGUCUGAUGUUUUCGAGCUUAAAAGUUCUUCUUUAGUAAUAAUAGAGUAUCAUUUAGUGGUUGGUUAUAUUUGGGUACUUAUUAUUAUUAUUAUUGUUGAUAUGUCAUCACGAUAUAAAACGCUUAAGUAUUGCUAGAUUGAUUUAUUUAAAAUAAUAUGAGUUACUGUAGUAAUGAGUAGCGUAAAAUGAGUAUAUCGUAGAAAGCUGCACUGAGAUACUUAAUAUUGAAUUGUAAAUGUAUAUUAAUUGAACAUAGAGAUCUAAUCUGCGCAGUAAUUUGAUAUUGAACUUUUGAAUGAUAUUUUCAAGUUUUUAAUAAUUAAUAAUAAUCUUGGUGUCUAUGGGCUAGUGUAGGUAAUUCUAAGGUAUUACUAUUAUAUUGAGCUGAUGCUUUUCAUUCAAAAUAGAGAUUAACGUGUGUUUGUCUAUGGCGUAGUAGGGCCAUAUGAAUCUCAGAUUGAUCAUACACUGGAAUAUUAUUUGCGUGCUGAGACACCUACAAAGCUAUCCAUAGUAUUUAACACAGACCUUGUAUUUUUUUCCACAAAGAAAACUUAAAAAAAAUGUGUAAUUGUAAAUUAAGAUGGCGUUUAUUUUUAUUGUUUUUUUUUUUUCAAGUAGCAAUGAAACAGAGGCUGAGUAUACGGCGAAAAGAAGACCGAUAUUAUUUGAGUCACUGUACGCGAUACAUAAUAUAUCAACGCAUAAUAAUAUGUGAUAACUUAUAUAUUUUGUUACAAUAGCAAUCCUGUGAGAUGGUUAACAUGUUAUUUUCAUAUUAUACAUAUAUAAUCAUCUGAUUUUUUGUUAAAAUUAUUCAUUUUUAUUAUAACUAAUAUAUAUUCGUAUUUUAUUUGUUUUUUUCUUCACAUGUUUUUGUAUUUAAAAGUAUUUGUCUUUUUUUAAAACACAAUACAAUGACUUGGUAAUCAGGUGGUAAACAAAGAGAAUAUCAUACAUAAACCUACAAGUUAUUUAGGUAAUAACAUAAUUUUACUUACAUUUUAAUUAAGACUUAUCAGUACCCUAAGAAUAUAUAGAGUAUUAUUAUAUAUUAAUUAAUUCACUUUAAUUAUAGCUACGGAAACUUCUACAUUUCAAAUGUAAAAUUCAAAUAAAAUUUGAAAACAAAAUUUUAUCAACGAUGCGGGGCUUGAACCCACGACCUCUGGCGUUCCGUGCCCUGCUCUCCCGACUGAGCUAACCGUCCGAGUGACGCAUCGUCAUAAAAUCUUGUAUGCUUUGUUCAACUCUCAGGUUGUGGCUUCAUCUACAGGAUCUACUUUACAGUUGAUAACCUGCUCAACCCAAUAUUUGCAUAUUAGGAAAUUGACUUGAGAUGUCGCUCUUGGUGUCGGUCGUGGGUUCGAGCCCCGCAUCGUUCAUAAAAUUUUGUUUUCAAAUUUUAUUUGCGUAUUAAUCCUAGAAGUGAGACUUUAAAAACAUAACAAAUUGUUUAAAUGUAAAAUUAUUUAUUACCUAGGUAUAUAUAUUUUUUGAACUUUAAAUAGAAAAAUAUGUUAUUAUAUUUUCUUAGCUAACAUACUCUGAUCUUUUGACAUGCGACAAUCUUGGAGGUUUAUGUCUGGUAUUGUUUCCGGUUUGUGGCAAGACAUAUGGUAUUGAAUAUUCCGUCCAAACUGGGCUAUGAGUGUCAUUUUGAGAAAUUAUUUAUCAUCACUAUGUAAUAUUAAUCUUGUUUUAUAAGAAUAAAUAUGCCCAAGACUC
Molecule: messenger RNA, 5866 nt
Organism: Leptidea sinapis
Lineage: Eukaryota; Metazoa; Arthropoda; Insecta; Lepidoptera; Pieridae
Product: aminopeptidase N-like
Exons: 18
Coding region: 47-2836 (929 amino acids)
Biological process (GO): proteolysis; peptide catabolic process
Cellular component (GO): cytoplasm
Molecular function (GO): metalloaminopeptidase activity; zinc ion binding; peptide binding
Source: RefSeq, a predicted model, not a curated record